AUGGCUGGUCAAUAUUCCGUACAUAGAUGGGAAUCUGGGAAUCUGGGAAUCUGGAAAUCUUUCUUUCUUCGAGCCAUAUAUCAUAUCUUGGAGCUGACUGAUCUCAAUAACCAACAAUCGAUCUACCCGUUGAUAGAUCACCUUCAGGUUCCAUUGAAUUGCUGCCUUACGUACGGGACUAUUACCAAUUAUACCGCUGGAUUUACUGGCGAUCCCUUCGCUGUACAGUGUCCCUCUCAUCAACCUACCUGGCCCAUCAUCGAAUGA
Molecule: messenger RNA, 267 nt
Organism: Pochonia chlamydosporia 170
Lineage: Eukaryota; Fungi; Ascomycota; Sordariomycetes; Hypocreales; Clavicipitaceae
Exons: 1
Coding region: 1-267 (88 amino acids)
Source: RefSeq, a predicted model, not a curated record